Amoebophrya sp. A25 is the source of this 1272-nucleotide messenger RNA. The record is from the annotation of a GenBank genome assembly. NCBI's taxonomy places the organism in Eukaryota, Dinophyceae, Syndiniales, Amoebophryaceae.
UGAAGUCUGCUUCCAUGAGUCGGCGGGAUAGAUUUUGUGUUCGUAGCCUCAAACCAUCCGUGGCUGCUCUAGAAGGAGAGAACAGCACAGAACUAUUAGGCCUUUCGGUUCGCAAAAAAGAAAGUGGAGACGAAGAUGCAAAAAGGACACAAGAGAACUCCGGUUGGUAAAUGGAGGUGAAUGCGCCGAAGACGAUCACCAUAGACAUAGCAUUCAGUUCAACAAGAUUUUUUCUCGAUGAAACUGUCAUGCCAUUAUCCUGCAUCUAAAAUCAAGUAGUGAAAAUAUGUUCAUCAACUGAAGUUUUUUUUGGUUGGCUUCAUCUUGGUAGAUUCGUAUUUCAAGAAAGCUCAAGUUGUUUUUCAACUAAGACCUGACUAACAAGACAAGAUGGACGCCGCGUAUGCAACUGUGCCUCGAAAGACGAUGAUGCAGAUAGCAGAGACUGGACAAAUAGGAGAUAAGGUUGUUAUCUGUGGUGAGGUCAUGGAAGUAGGGCCUUCCUCUCUCAAAGUGACGACUUUUGAAGACACGGUAUGCGAUUUUACCGUCGCUAGCUCGGACACUGUGGAGGGAAUAACGAAGGGGAGCAUAGUAGAGGCAACAGUGACGAUCGGGAAGGGACUCGACGAUGGUAAGGAGACUACCUAGUCCUUUUCGGGUUAUUGACUCGUAGUACACUCUUAGAAUGAUCAGUCUGCAUUAUAUCUUCGUUCGUCUAAGGUUAUCUCACCCGCGAAACUGUAACUUAAUUAUGGUUACGUAAGAAGAAAAAGACCACUCCAUUCAUCACUCUCAAGCGCCUCAAAAAUCCAAACCUUCUCCACCCCUCAGGUAUCGUAGACGGCAGUCUCGAGAGUGUGGCGACUUUGUCGAAAACGAAAGACGGAUGUAGUCUCAAGCUGAUGCAAGACGCGACUAUUCUGAGGCAUAAAGUAACGAAAUUUCCCGAAUUCAAAGAUAUCUUUUGAACACGGAAGAGAACUAUCCAGAUGAGGUGAAUGCCCUUAUACCAGUAUGCGUGACGUGAUACCCUUCCCGACUCACAACUGUCUCGUUUUGAACAACGAAGAGAUUGAUGCACGAAGUUGUCGCAUAAAUGUAAACCCCCAACAAGAAAAACAUGUUCAUCGAGAUGAAGAUGCCUCAGGCUAAGAAGCGCAGCACUUGCAUCUUCCUCGUAGGAAUUACACCACAUGCUGAUUACAUGUUUCAGUACUUAGCUAUGUCUGUGGCUGUCUGAAGAGAGAUUGAUGACUACAAAGAAUGCCC